AUGCAUCAGUGUGAUUCCCCGCCACGUCCCUGCACUUGUCACUGCCGCUUAACCCCUCUCGUGUUGGGACGUUCACACUGCACCACUGGAGCAGAAGAGCCACAAGCGCCCAGCUGGGCUCUUGUGUUUGUGAUGCCAGCCGCCACAUCUGCCACAGCCGCCCCACCUGCCUCCACUGGGCCGGGGCUGCAGCUGUACAUGUGGGGAGAGCUCUGUCAGUUGGGGUUACCUGCUGCCCACCUCACUGACGAAGGCGAGAGCACAGAGUGA
This is a messenger RNA of Knipowitschia caucasica, 270 nucleotides long. The record is from the annotation of a GenBank genome assembly. NCBI's taxonomy places the organism in Eukaryota, Metazoa, Chordata, Actinopteri, Gobiiformes, Gobiidae.